GAAGCUUUGUGCUGGAGAAAGUGGAAUGAUUUAGCUUUUUAUGAAGGAUUGAGAGAAACUCCAUCUUACUAUUACUCAAUACAUACUCACUCACUCUCUCUCUCUCUCUCUCUCUCUCUCUCUCUCUCUGUCUCUCUCUCUCACUCACCGCGUGGUGGAACAGAAGAAGGCGGGCAGUCCAGGAGGGAGACUAAUCACCGGCUCUCAUAAGGAGGGGGCCAGUGGAGAGUGGAGCGGCUGUAUGCCUGACCACACAGCUGCUCUUUGUCCUUUUUCGCUCUCUUUCUUUUACUCUCGCACUCUGCUUCCUACUCUCCGUCUCCGAAAACUCUCGACAUCAUGGAGCCCAACAGUCCUAAGAAGAUCCAGUUUGCCGUCCCGCUCUUUCAGAGCCAUUUGGACCCUCAGGCAGCAGAACAUAUACGCAAACGAAGGCCCACUCCAGCCACUCUCGUCAUCUAUAACGACCCCAAUGCAUCAGACUCAACUGUCUCCGGCCCAGAGGAAGACCAGUGUGUACACACCACCCACCAUGAGAGAACUGCAGUUGGUGGUGGAGCAGCACUUUCAGAGACACGAGCAGAUGGAGGCGGGGCUCUCUGACAGCCCAGACACGCCCAGUCCAAUCGCAGCACAGCAGCCCAAUGGUGCCGAAGCCCAGUGGGCCAGUCACAGCUCCUCAGAGUCUUAUGUCAGUUGUGAUGGACAGGCAGGGAGCAGUGAGGAGGGGGGAGAGACAUCAGAGACGUCAGCGUGCCGACAGAAAAGUGCGUCCAGUCCUUCGUCUGUCUCGCGAUAACCUUAUCCGUCAUCCCGAUGGCCCGAGCUGUGUAUCUUCUUCCUUGUAGCUGUUGUAUACAAUCCUUCAGAAAUUCUUUCUACACCUAUCUUUCUGUAUACUUGCUAUACUUACACUCUACUUUUACCAAUAUUCAUGUUGAUUACCUCGACAAAGGUUCUCUGUCUUUUCUCGAUAUGCUUGUUCUCGAUUCAGCCUUGCACAGAACAUGAUCAUGAUGUACGUAUGAUUUCGCAUAGUCACGUAAUAAUCCCAGUGUAUCAGUGGAUCAGUAUGAAAAGCUCGCACAACAAUAAAACACCAUGGGUCACUGCAUCUGCUUGCAAAUUCAUAAACAUAUUACGGCUCUUUCAGGGAAAAUUUCAGGCAUUUCUGUCACAUCUUCUCCGAAUUCACAUUUCAGUCAUCCACAUUGUGCAGAGUGACUCAUGUCCCUGUAUCACUGUAUCAACAAAGAGCAUGAAGAACAUUUGCUCAGCCAAUCACAAACAAGCUUACAAAUCUGUCUAUUGGUUUUAAUUAUAUAAUAAGUAAAUACACAAGGAAUAAAACACAACACAGGGGCAUGCUGUUAUACGAAAAUAAUCAAUGAUAGGAAGUCACUGUUUUCCAAUAACAGCACAUUAGAAGUGUUUUAUUUCUUGUGUGCAGCCAGGCCAAACGUGUAAAAAGGUGGCAGUGUCAUAUUUACUUUUUUAAUAUACGUUAUAGCAGCUAUAAAUAGUCUUUUUCUUCAUUUGCAUAACAAACUUGGGUGAGUCUCAAUCAGCUCCCUAGUCCACUACUCAGGAUCAGGGAAUUGGCCAUAUUAAGGGCUCUCUCUCUCUCUCUCUCUCUCUCUCUCUGUCUCUCUCUCUGUCUCUCUCUCUCACAAUCACAAAAUCCUUUCAGUGCACAGUUUGUUCCCUAAUAAUUCCACUAUCCCACAAAAACAAGGGAUCAUCAAUGCGCACUAUGUUCCCUUACUGGAAAUGAUGAGCUCAUAUUUUCAGCUCUCAGCUCAAAAAACACAGGGCGGAUAACCUCUGAGUCAACUUCUACCAAUGAAAGUUGCUUGUUAUCAUUGUUGUAGUGCUCGAAUAAUUACUUUUUAUUUAAGUCUAAUUAUUUAAGUCUAAUCACUAUAUUCUUUAGUGAUUUGACAAAAUCGCCUAGCGAGUCUACGAUCCUCUUUCAAAUUAUUUUCGUCACAGAAAUGAUUUUUCAUUAUUUUCAGAUCACGUAGUUUAUGUAUCACCGGAAUUUGAGUCAUCAUUGUGUAGUGAGAGUCUUUACCAGUGCCCCAACUUGUGUACAGGAUAUACUGAUUCAUCACUUAGCGAACUUGAGAGCUGAUUUGAGACACACCCAUUCUCUUCUGUUAAUGCUUGGGAGGCUAAUUACCCCGAGUUUAAGUGCUUGCUAGGAACUUACAAACUGAGUACCUGCAAUUUCACAGCACAUUACAGUCUGUUAGAGAUGCCCUUUGUUGAAUUUGUUAGGUUUUAAUGUUGAAUAAAAACAUAUUUUUAACUGUGGAUUGUUCACAUACAUGUCCUUGUGAAUUAGUUUGCCCAGCUUAUAUACUGUAACAUUAUAAACAAAUGUUAGCAAAGCUAAGCUGAUGUGAUGUUUUUCUGUAGCUGGCUUGCUAUUCUAACUGUUGCUAAUGUUGUGUAAUUAAAACCAGUAGCUGAAAAAUUCAUCUUAAGCAUUAGACAUAUAACCUCAGACAGGAUACUUAUUUUUGCACCCCUGAUCAAUUUUUUUUUCAUGGUUUAGAUAAAAAAACAAAUAUUGGCAUAUUUUCUGGCAGAUGAGUAGAAAUGUUUUUGUGCAGAGUUCUGACUUUAUUAUGAUUUAUUUAUGUACCAGGGUUCGGAAAACUGGAAUGAAUUAAAUAAAGGUGAUUUUUUUUAAGCUUGAAAUGGAAGAUGUUUGGUUUGGUGUGUUUACAGUCUUCUUCUGGAGUCUAGAGUUACAGUGGAACCUCGGCAUAUGAAUGCCCUACUUUACGUAUUUUUGCCUUAGGAAUUGAAAUUUUGCAAGAAAUUUGCAAUGGCAUACAAAGCAUUUUUGGCAUACAAACGAACCGAACCGAACCGAACGCUGGCUAAGUUGCGUGUACGUCGGGGAGCCAUUCAAAACUGGUUAGGGUCAGUGGAACGCCAAGCGAAGCCAACCAAAGCAAGUUUGCAAUUUUUUUUUUCAGUCUGCGAAAGCUGUUAGGAAAGAAUCAACCCACGAUACCAAUGUUGCAUUCAAGAGCUAGGUGAUUUUUCAGGCGUUUUUUUGUUGACAGAUUGGUGGCGUGGGUGAUCUGUUCUAUUUUUAGCCCAAGCUUGGUGGCACGACUUCCUGUGAGGACCCUUGACAUGGAAUGAUUGGCUUGGGUCAGUUCUUUGUAAGCAGCCAUACAGUUUACAUACACUUCGUACUGGUAACACUGGUCAUAUUUUUGGGCGUCUGGAACGGAUUAUUUGCAUUUACACUACUUCUUAUGGGAAAAUUUGUUUUGCAAUACGAAUGUUUGCCUUAAGAACUCGACUCCAGAACAAAUUUAAUUCAUAUGCUGAGGUUCCACUGUAUAUUGUUGUAAGUGAUAGACAAACACAUUUGAAUAUUUUUUGUGUAUUGGAAUUCACAUAUAUCAGGCUCAGAUAUUAAAGACAGUAAGUAUAAACACAGUGAUGAUGAUGAUGAUGAUCACACACUAGACGGAAGCUCACUCGACACCUUGAUGCUUUUGGGAGUUCAGGACCAGAAAGGUUCAUGUAGAUUGGUGGAAGGUUCUGGAAGGUUAUUCCAGAGGUUCUGAAUUGGCCUCGCUGGGCCAGAUGGUGGUGUGUUCAGGUUUCACACUGUUUGUGUGCACUC
Hemibagrus wyckioides is the source of this 3655-nucleotide messenger RNA. RefSeq names its product protein phosphatase 1, regulatory (inhibitor) subunit 1C (gene ppp1r1c). Bases 242 to 799 code for a protein of 185 amino acids. Gene Ontology annotation, cellular component: cytoplasm. NCBI's taxonomy places the organism in Eukaryota, Metazoa, Chordata, Actinopteri, Siluriformes, Bagridae. Gene Ontology annotation, molecular function: protein phosphatase inhibitor activity. The transcript has 5 exons. Gene Ontology annotation, biological process: intracellular signal transduction. The record is from RefSeq and is a predicted model, not a curated record.